AUGAAGAUCCCGGCUGAGGUUCUGUCACAGCUAAAGCACAUCAGGGCUGAUGAUGACGAGAUUCGAAAUAUCAGGAUUGAGAACUGUGUUGGGUUUACUCGCGUCCCCGUUGGCAUUGCCGGUCCCCUCCGCGUCAGAGGAAGCGCCGAUACGGAUGGGCUAUUCUAUGCCCCUUUGGCUACCUCCGAAGGGACACUGGUAGCUAGUUGUGCCCGCGGAUGUAAGACUUUUAACCUCUGUGGAGGAGUUCAGUUCAAAGUUCUUCAUGAGGCUAUGUCUCGCGACCCCGUGUUCUGGUUCACGAAUACCGCGGAUGCGGUUCGUUUCGCUGAAUUGAUCCCCGACCUGCAGUCCCAGUUCAAACGAGACGCUGAGUCGACAAGCAAGUACUUGAAAUUUCAACGUGCAGUGCCCAAUAUUGUGGGUUCCACUGUUCAUGUUAUUUUUGAGUAUUAUUGCGGCGACGCGGCGGGCCAAAAUAUGGCCACCGUUGCUACCCAGGCAGCUUGCGAUAAGUUCUGGGCUUCGUCUCUCGCGAAGGCACUGAAUCUCCAAAAUAUCACAAUCGUCGGCCAAACAGGAAGUGAUAAGAACCUCUCAUCGGGAAACAUGAUGCGAACUCGCGGUGUCAAGGUCCUAGCAUGGGGAACUAUCUCGGAUUCAGCGUGCCGAAAAGUCCUUGGAUGCGGUUCUGACCACUUGUACCGCGUGCUCCUCAAUGGCAAGGAGGGGGCGCAUAGGAACGGUCAAGUGGGAUAUUGCGUGAACAUGAGCAAUGUCAUUGCUGCUAUGUUCAUUGCCUGCGGUCAAGAUGCUGCAAGUGUCGCAGAAGCUGCCGGGAACCAUCUGACUGUGGAGUACGAUUCAGAUACGAAGGAGUUGAAGCUCACAUGUCUGUUCCCGUCCCUCCCUGUUGGCACUAUCGGUGGUGGUACAACGUAUCCAACACAGAAAGAAGCUCUGGAGCUCCUUCGCUGCACUGGUCCUGGCAGCAAGCAUCGCCUUGCCGGGCUGAUAGCAUCUUUCUCACUCGCGCUAGAUCUUAGCAGUGCAGCUGCAGUAGCAUGCGGGGAGUUCUCCAGGAGUCAUCAGAAAUACGGAAGAAGCCAAAGAGACGCUACUCAAUCCAUGCUGUGA
This is a messenger RNA of Paecilomyces variotii, 1137 nucleotides long. Its product is annotated as hmg-CoA reductase. The transcript has a single exon. Gene Ontology annotation, molecular function: protein binding; hydroxymethylglutaryl-CoA reductase (NADPH) activity. Lineage: Eukaryota; Fungi; Ascomycota; Eurotiomycetes; Eurotiales; Thermoascaceae. Bases 1 to 1137 code for a protein of 378 amino acids. Gene Ontology annotation, biological process: coenzyme A metabolic process; isoprenoid biosynthetic process. The record is from RefSeq and is a predicted model, not a curated record.